ACAAGGGACAACGCAUAUAUAUAUAUAUAUACAACUGAAGAUGUCUGGACGUGGUAAAGGAGGAAAGGCGAAGAGUGGCAAGAGCCAAACCCGCUCAUCAAGGGCUGGGUUACAGUUUCCUGUAGGCCGUAUCCACAGAUUUCUGAGAAAGGGAAACUACUCUAACCGUGUCGGUGCCGGAGCUCCCGUUUACCUGGCCGCUGUGAUGGAAUACUUGACCGCUGAGGUGUUGGAGCUGGCUGGAAACGCUGCCCGAGACAACAAAAGGAGGACCAUCAUCCCUCGUCAUCUGCUGCUGGCCGUUCGUAACGACGAGGAGUUGAACAGGCUGCUGUCCGGAGUGGCCAUUGCCAAAGGAGGAGUUCUGCCAAACAUCCAGUCUGUUCUUCUGCCCAAGAAGUCCAAGAAAUCUCAAGAUGAUGACAGAAUACAUGAACAAGUUGCCAGUUAUUGGCACAGAAUAUCGAAGGAGCAACUAUCCCCCACCGGCAAGACAAGUUUCUAAACUGACUAAAGACCAGCAAAUUUCCAACACGGGUGUAAAGCUUUCCUUUUGUCUUCCACCGGUGGCCAAACCAAGAAGAAAUGAAGACUUCAGACAGAAGACCUUCAACGUCAAACAUGACAUAGUUGACACAACUAUCAGCCUUCCGAGAACCCAUGUCACAUCAAAACCCUCAAUGCAGCAGACAG
Molecule: messenger RNA, 693 nt
Organism: Liolophura sinensis
Lineage: Eukaryota; Metazoa; Mollusca; Polyplacophora; Chitonida; Chitonidae
Product: histone H2A-like
Exons: 4
Coding region: 41-505 (154 amino acids)
Cellular component (GO): nucleosome
Molecular function (GO): protein heterodimerization activity; structural constituent of chromatin; DNA binding
Source: RefSeq, a predicted model, not a curated record